UUGUACAUGUCACUCCACUUGUCAAAUAUUAAUUGUCACACGCGUGUGUCAGUGAGCGAUCGUUCGCCGCUUGGUGCGUUAUAUGUAUCGUAAAUGUGGUUCGUCUACGUGAUAAUGAGAAAACACGCGUUAGAUUAUCUUGUUAUAAAGUGAUGAAAGUGUAUUAAGUUGAGUGUCUUUGUUUAAAAUAGUUAUUUCCUUUUGUAUGUCAUCGGACUCCUCAAUAUGGCGGCCCCCCGUCACAAAUCACAACAGAAAAAUAUAUCGUCCAUAUUUUCUAAAUUACAUGGUGCUUUUUCGGAUGCGGUAUGCCCUACGAAGCUCGCGACCGACAAACGGACAUUGGACAAGACAUGGAAACUGAUGGACAAAGUUGUGAAACUAUGUCAGCAUCACAAGAUGAACUUGAAGAAUAGCCCGCCGUUCAUACUGGAUAUUUUGCCUGAUACAUAUCAGCGGUUGCGUGUUAUAUACUCCAAAUAUGAGGACAAUAUGCAGGAGUUGAAUAAUAAUGAACAUUUUAACAUAUUUAUUAUUAAUUUGAUUAGAAAGUGCAAGCAGGCGAUAAAACUGUUCAAGGAAGGUAAAGAGAAAAUGUUUGACGAGAAUUCGCAUUACAGGCGUAAUUUGACGAAGCUCAGCCUUGUUUUUAGUCACAUGUUGAGUGAAUUGAAGGCGAUGUUUCCCAAUGGGACCUUCGCCGGUGACCAGUUUCGUAUCACGAAGAGUGAUGCUGCGGAGUUUUGGAGAUCCAACUUUGGAAACAGUACUCUCGUGCCGUGGAAGAUAUUCCGCGAAGAGCUGAACAACGUGCACCCCAUCUCGUCGGGCCUCGAAACGAUGGCGCUCAAGACGACCAUAGAUCUCACGUGCAACGACUUCAUAUCUAACUUCGAGUUUGACGUUUUUACCAGACUAUUCCAACCCUGGAGUACGCUCCUAAGGAAUUGGCAGCUGCUCGCCGUUACGCAUCCGGGAUAUGUUGCGUUUCUCACCUAUGAUGAAGUCAAAGCACGCCUACAGAAGUAUAUACACAAGGCUGGCAGUUAUGUGUUUAGAUUAUCCUGCACGCGGCUCGGCCAAUGGGCGAUCGGCUACGUGACGGUCGACGGUGAGAUAUUGCAGACGAUACCGCAGAACAAGAGUCUGGUGCAAGCGCUGUUGGACGGCUAUAGAGAGGGGUUCUACCUAUACCCGGACGGUCGUGACGCUAAUCCCGAUUUGAGCAGCGCGAUAAUUUCGCCCGCGGAAGAUCACAUCACAGUGACGCAAGAGCAGUACGAGCUGUACUGCGAGAUGGGCAGCACAUUCCAACUGUGCAAGAUAUGUGCGGAAAACGACAAGGACAUUCGCAUUGAGCCGUGCGGACACUUGUUGUGCACCCCCUGCCUUACCGCUUGGCAGAUUGAUUCUGAAGGCCAAGGCUGUCCCUUCUGCCGGGCUGAAAUCAAGGGCACAGAACAGGUGGUCGUAGAUGCUUUUGUACCGCCUCGUCCGCCGAACACCACUUCUGAUGUUAAAAUGGCGAACACAAAAACAGCAGUGAGGCCGGUGUCUUCGAACUCGUCGGGAUCGAGUGGAUCGUCUGGAUCGUCGGCGUGCAAUGGAUCUAAUUCUGAAGUGACAAUAGCGAGCAACGCAAACGGAUGGUCGACCAGGAAUACAACGUUCAACGGGCUGACUGACGACAUUGAUGAUGCUGAGGAUUGGGCUGAAUUUAACGCAGCAACAUCAACAAUAGACGCACUUCGACCCGGAGUUAGAUCAGCCGGAGCUUCCCCAAGACAUUCACCUAGAGCCACUCGUAAAGCGCCAGCUCCUGCUGAAAAUGCAUAUGGAGAGUUAAGAGCCCCGCCUCUACCGCCACGAAAGAGUCUAUCACCUGCUGAAACUAUUGUAGCGGCCUCUAGCGUGCAGGAUAUAGCAGCAGCUAGCUCUAUAAUUCCAGACCCCAGAAGGCGUUCUUCCUUAGAACCAGAGCCUGAUUUGCGACACAAACUUACAUCCGUCAUCACAGGAUCUACAGAAACUAUUACAGGCAUCAUUGAUACGAGACAUGAAGUGAUACCCCCAGACCCGAGAGCGUUCGAAAAACCUCGACGUGCUUGCACGCCCCAAUCGAACAGUCGACCGCUACCAGCACCUCCAAUAGAACAAACAGACAGACAAACAUACAUACACGAUAGACUCGACAAUCGGUUGGACAAUAGGGAUAGAUCGGAACGGUCCAACUCUGAGAAUAGAGUGCUGGAACGGCACCCGGAGUUUAGACCGCCGGAACGACCGGAUAAACCGGACCGAAUACAAGUAAGUUUCGACCGGGACCGUGAAACUAGAGCACCUCCAAGACAACGCUCAUUACCGACCACAACAAGUAUCGACCAUCAACCUACAAAGUCGACAACUAUGCCCAAGUUCCCCUCGGAGGAUGUUAAGGAUCCCCCCUAUGAAAAUGUGGGCAAUGAGAAGGAAGCAAAAAGAAUCAACCCUCUAACCCACGAUAAACACGGAAGAAAAUACAAUGACAACGUUUCCUACGAGAACAUAAAUCUCGACUACAUUGCUCGUCUAGUCGACGAAGGUUAUCCCAAAGAUAUAGUCGUCAGAGCGCUGGGCAUUACGCGAAAUGACCUUGAAAUGGCGUGCGAUAUAUUGCACGAAUUUGGCACUAAAACGAAUAAAUGUUAAUUUUCUAGUGAAAAUACGAACAUUGACUGGACUAAGUCUUACAUGACAAGUGAAAAAAUGGAUUCAAAGCUUGUCCAUGUGAAUUUUAAUGUCAAUAUUGGAUGGACGUGCAAAGAUUUUGGAAGUGAAUUUUAAUGUGCCAUCACUUUUGGUACAGGUUAUACGAUGCCAUUGUUAUCGGCACGGGUUAUGUCAAGGGUUAUACGAAUAUGCCAUUAUUGUUGGCACGGAUUAUAUCAAUGUUGCCACAAUUGUUUGGCACAAAUUAUUGAAUGUGCCGUUAUCCUAGGUGCAGAUAAUUUUCAAUGUGCCAUUAUUAUCAGCACGAAUUAUUUAAAUAUGUCAUAAUUAUUGACACGGAUUAUACGACUAUACUGAUUGUGACUAAAAAGCAUUAUUAGUGCUUCUGUUUUUUUGUUUGUUGUCAAUUUUAAUGACCAUUUGUAUAUAAAAUGCUGUAAAAUAACCAAUGUUUAUAAAUAAUCUGCUGUUUAAUAAGUUUAAUCUUAGUUUAAUCUGCUAUUUAAUGAUUCUUAUAGUACUGGCAGUUUUUUUUUACAUAUGAAAUGGGUUUUUAAACAUUGGUUAUUGUUUCUAUAAAGCGGGUCUAUCUUCUCAUACAUAAAAAUGGAUGAAAACUUUAAAUUUUUUGAUAUGUGACUUUGAAAAUCAAUUUAAAAACUUAUGAAUAAAAACGGUACCUUUUAAUAUAAAUUCGUCUAGAAUUCCUUGUUAAAUGUAUUUAGUGAAUUUGAAGAAAUAUUUGUAUAUGUAGAAAAUUAAAAAACGAUCAUUUUCAAUUGUUGAAUAUUGUAUAGUUUGGAUUUUAAUACGAUUGUAAAACUUAUUUUUAAUAAAUGAAUCUUUUUGGAAUUAUUGUAGU
Colias croceus (clouded yellow) is the source of this 3571-nucleotide messenger RNA. RefSeq names its product E3 ubiquitin-protein ligase CBL (gene Cbl). Bases 226 to 2688 code for a protein of 820 amino acids. The transcript has 15 exons. NCBI's taxonomy places the organism in Eukaryota, Metazoa, Arthropoda, Insecta, Lepidoptera, Pieridae. Gene Ontology annotation, biological process: negative regulation of epidermal growth factor-activated receptor activity; cell surface receptor signaling pathway. Gene Ontology annotation, cellular component: membrane raft; plasma membrane. Gene Ontology annotation, molecular function: receptor tyrosine kinase binding; phosphotyrosine residue binding; SH3 domain binding. The record is from RefSeq and is a predicted model, not a curated record.